This is a messenger RNA of Talaromyces proteolyticus, 873 nucleotides long. Its product is annotated as Frag1/DRAM/Sfk1 family-domain-containing protein. Lineage: Eukaryota; Fungi; Ascomycota; Eurotiomycetes; Eurotiales; Trichocomaceae. Gene Ontology annotation, cellular component: plasma membrane. The record is from RefSeq and is a predicted model, not a curated record. The coding region runs from base 1 to 873 and encodes 290 amino acids. The transcript has 4 exons.
AUGUGGAUCGUGUCGUUUUGGAUGCUCCCGGUCAUAUCGGCCUGCGUGUGGGUAGCAAUGCUCGUCGCGAUGUUAUCGACAUGGGCCGUGGAAGGGAAACCACACUACAGCGAGGAAUCAAUUGGAGAGACCAUCCCGUACAUCUCAGACAUUGGUGCGCGCGGCCUCAAACCUCUUUUUAUCGCAAUGGGCGCAGUCUCUGUGGUCGUGUUCGAUAUUGCCCUGCUAUCCGAGCGCUGGUUACGACAUGCCGGCCGGUUGGUAAGGAACAAGGGCAGGUUCGACAAGAUAUGCUCGGUUCUUUCUCUUAUCUGCGCCGUGGUAGGUGCGGCUGGGCUCAUCCUACUCACAAUCUUCGAUACCGUUCGUCACCCACAUCUUCACCGUAUCUUUCUGGGUCUUUUCAUUGGCGGAUACCUAGUCAGCGCACUCUUCCUCUGCCUAGAAUACCUACGCCUCGGCCUUUCUUACCGCCAACAACACGUCGUGCUCAUUGUCAGCUUUUGGAUCAAAAUCAGCUUCGUGGUCGUGGAGCUGGCUCUGGCGAUCGCUUUUGGUGUAUUAGAUAAGUCUUCGCAUCGGCAGAAUUCCGCUGCAGUCAUUGAAUGGGUUAUUGCGUUUAUUUUCACAUUCUAUGUACUCUCAUUCAUCGUCGACUUGCUGCCUUCGGUGCGCACCCGCCAUCGUAUCCCGCAGGGAGAAAAGGCCAUCCAGAUGGCUAGCGCAAGGCCGAGUACGAGCUCUGGCGCUGCUAAUGGUAAUAUCACCUACGAGCAGCCACUCACCACAAACUCAAUGGGCGACAGAGCCGAUACAUAUCGCGGUCAAGUGGUGAGCGGAAGGCAUGGCCCGUAUCGAACUGAAGUGGUAUGA